Carassius gibelio (silver crucian carp) is the source of this 3352-nucleotide messenger RNA. Its product is annotated as L-threonine 3-dehydrogenase, mitochondrial-like. Bases 251 to 1378 code for a protein of 375 amino acids. Gene Ontology annotation, biological process: L-threonine catabolic process. NCBI's taxonomy places the organism in Eukaryota, Metazoa, Chordata, Actinopteri, Cypriniformes, Cyprinidae. Gene Ontology annotation, molecular function: L-threonine 3-dehydrogenase activity. The transcript has 9 exons. The record is from RefSeq and is a predicted model, not a curated record.
AAUGUUGAACCGAAAACAUCGCAAGCUUUUUUAUUUAGAUGUCCAGUAUCUUCCAACCUGUAUGACUUGCUUCUGAGGAACAUAGAAGAUUUUAGGCAGGAUGACAAACAGAAUCUGAGUUACCUUUCACUUUCAUUGUAUAGUAGAAAAAAAAUUAAAUGGGCAGUGGAAGCGAAUGAAGUCAUAAUGCCCGAAAAUUUCUGUAAGUCACACAGGUUUGGAAGGAUAUGACUGAGUAACGGAGUAAGUUAUGCCAGUCUUCAGAGCCCUUAGUAACGUAGCAAAGCAGGCCCUGCUGGCCCCUGCGUGUGGAUGUCAGCCUCUGACUGUAGCGAUCCGCAACAUCAGCUUCUCCCCGCGUCAGGUCACCUCUGGAUCUGAUGCCAGCUUUCAUUCUGUGUCCUUCUCUGAAACGGACCACCCUAAAGUUCUCAUCACAGGUGGUCUUGGGCAACUAGGUGUUGGGCUUGCUAAACUGUUAAGGAAGCGAUUUGGAAAAAACAAUGUGAUCCUCUCGGAUAUCAGGAAACCACCCAGCAACGUCUUUCACAGUGGCCCCUUUAUCUACUCUGAUAUUCUGGACUACAAGAACUUGCGGGAGAUUGUAGUAAACAAUAGAAUCACUUGGUUAGUGCAUUACAGUGCUCUUCUAAGUGCUGUUGGGGAAGCUAACGUGGCACUGGCACGAGCAGUCAAUAUCACUGGACUACACAACAUCCUAGACAUUGCAGCAGAACAUGGGCUUCGGCUCUUUGUGCCCAGUACAAUUGGUGCCUUCGGACCAACUUCACCUCGAAACCCCACUCCUGACCUCUGUGUGCAGAGACCACGCACUAUAUAUGGCGUCUCUAAAGUCCAUGCAGAGCUCAUGGGGGAGUACUACCACCAUCGAUAUGGCCUUGACUUCCGCUGUCUGCGGUACCCUGGCAUCAUCUCUGCAGAUUCACAGCCCGGCGGUGGCACGACAGACUACGCUGUGCAGAUUUUCCACGACGCCGUCAAGACCGGAAAGUUUGAGUGCAACUUGAAGCCAGACACACGGCUGCCCAUGAUGUACAUUGAUGACUGUUUGCGGGCCACGCUGGAGGUGAUGGAGGCGACGGUGGAAUCGCUCAGUAUGCGCACCUACAACAUCAACGCCAUGAGCUUCACACCGGAGGAACUUGCAAAUGAGGUCCAGAAACAGCUGCCUGAUCUUCAGGUCACAUAUGAGAUCGACUCCGUACGACAGGCUAUAGCUGACAGUUGGCCCAUGAACUUUGAUGACUGCAACGCCCGGAAAGACUGGGGCUGGAAGCACGACUAUGAUCUGCCAGAGUUGGUCCAGACAAUGCUUGACUUCAUCGGCUCAGACUCCCGCAUCUCCCAGGCCAACUGAGUCUGCUCAUGAACACUGAAAAUAUGUACAUUUCAUAAAGAUUUAUAGUGAUGCAAAAGAGAGAUCCGCGGUCUGUAAAUAGUCAUAUUCCUUUUCUCUUUUGUGUCAUCUGCAUUUACUUUUUGACUUGCACGGACUAUGUAUAAUUGUAGAUUAUACAAAGAGGUCGGUCUCUUUUCAGGUCAGGGUGGAAAACAGUCGGAGAUUUACAAGUAUUUUGAAGCUAAAUGAAGAGGAAUAAGUUUAAACCUGACGUCAAGACCGGCUUGUGCUUUGCUUUUAGUGAAAAAGGAUCACUAUGUCUCCAGGAGAAACAAACCAACUGAAUGAAUGUGGCUGAUCCUAAAAUGUAGUUUCCCCAAAUUCUAGUCUCUUUCUGAAAUUCUAUAUUUUUUCCUUUUAUUUAAGAUAUAUAAUUUUACUGUACCUUUUGUAGAAAAUCAUAAUAUGAGGCAAAGGCAGGUGGCUGAGUUCAGACUAAUAUGAAUGAAAGAUUUGGAAUAGUUACAGCAACAGCAGCUUCACCCCUUUCUAAAAUAAACAGAGCAGAGUCCGGUUUGAACAGGGUGGGACUCAGAUGGAGGUCCUCAGGGAAAGUGAGGGUUGUUAUGAUAAAUGACGUUAUCAUAUCCCUCUUGGUUGCUUUUCCUGUCUUGUGCACUAUAUUUAUUUAGACAGCUUACAAAUUAAAUGCAAGAUUUGGUCUUGCUUCACAUGUUUGCUGUAAACUUUAAUAAGGUCUCUUUUGUUAAAUGCUUUUUCUAUCAUUUAUUGCCAUAACCCAUGGAUGUUUUCCCAUGGAAUAUAUUAUCUCAUAUGAAGGGGAGAGUGGGAAACCGAUUUAAAUAAUUUUUAGUUAAGCUUUACAUCCACAUCUUUUUGAUCACAAAACUUGUCAAUAAAGCUUUUUUAUCUUUAAUAUUUUGAAGAGUAAUUAAUUAGUUAUUUGAGUUCAGUAGACUUUUUGUAGGUGAGAUUUACCCUUUUUUUAUAAAUGCUUUUACUCUACAUUUGUGCAGCUUUAGAGGAUUUAUGGUAUUUUUUAAAACAUUUUUAUGAAUAAAUUAAUAAAACUUUUUUUUGUAAAACUCACAAUAAAAAAACAACUUUCUGUACUGUGAACGUGUGAAAGCGUUGCCACUUACAGUAUUUUUCGUGUAUUUUGUGGUCUGCAUUGUGUUUGAUUUAGUUAUUUUAUUUGACAAAUUAAAAAGAAAAACUAUUGAUUUUUUUUUUUUCGUUCAUUUCACUGUGUGCUCCUGAUUGUGAUUUUUUUUCACACUAACAUACAACCAUAUAUCAAUCCAGUAUAAUUAUUAUUUUUUAAUUUUUUUUGUAGAUUGUUGACAACUUUUUUUUAUUUUAUUUAUUUAUUAUUAUUUUUUAGCAGGCAUUUUUUGGGAUCAAAAAGACCCCAAACGGCACAUAAGGGGUAAAAAAUGAUAACUGAGGGUAGAACUGUCAUUGUUUUUAUUAAAUUUAUUUAUUUAUUUUUCAUUUUCUUGGUGUGUAUCUGCACUUGUUUAAUAGUACCUGAUUGACUGCAGUGCCACCAGUCAUUGAAGUUUUUAAUUAUAACUUUUGGAAAAUUCUUGAAGUUUGUGGUUAUUGUCAUAAGAUCCUUUGUAGUUUCCCUUUGUUUGUAGCAGGAACACUGCAAAAGUGAAAAAGAGAGAUUAGGUUUUUUUUUUUUUUUUUUUUUUUUUUUUUUUUUUUUUGGGGUGCUUGGCAAAGGAGCCUCUUUGCUGUCUGUAAUUUGAGAGUUAUGCACCAGAUGAGUUUCAGGUGAGGACAAUUGUAUCUGUCAGCAGCUCUUCCAAAUGAAAUUUUAUCUCAUGUAAAGUAUGGGCAUGUCAUCUAUGAACACAAAUAGUGUUGUUUGUCUGCACUGUCGCUCAGUGAGACAGGUGUACAGUUGAAGUGAUUAAUUUUCAAAAAAAUGAAAAUCAAAUAAAAAAUUCUUUAGUUGCAACA